This is a messenger RNA of Leptosia nina, 2199 nucleotides long. The record is from the annotation of a GenBank genome assembly. Lineage: Eukaryota; Metazoa; Arthropoda; Insecta; Lepidoptera; Pieridae.
AUGUCAGACAUAGUUUUCGCCAGUGCGCGUGAAUACAUAAAAUAUGCACGAAAGCUCGCAAUGAGUGAAUCUUACUCGAAGGCCUUCGACAUGUACAUUGCUGCAUUUGAGAAGAACCCCGAUUUGAAGGAGUAUCACGGGCCUGAAUUGCGGGCAGUCAUGAGUAAACUUAAUGACAUUUUAGUAUGCACUUCUAGAAUAGACGACAUUUUUAGCAACUUCUCUCGCGCCAUUUCUAUAUUUCCCGGCGACAUGUACCUGUUGAAUGAUGUUGGGAAAUAUCUUUAUAAAUUCGGUUACUAUGCCGAGGCUUUUAUUCAGUUCCAAAAGGCCCUGAAGGUGGACCCCGGAUAUGUAAAUGCCGAGAAAAAUUUAAAUUCCGUCAAGAAUAUCCUUCUAGAUAGAUGGCAUUAUAGAAUGCUCAACGACGUAAUUCGAAAUACAACCUAUCGAGCUGCACUUCAUGAAACCGUAAGGCCAGGAGACGACACCGUAUUGGACGUCGGGUCAGGAACGGGGUUGCUUUCUCUCUAUGCCCAGGAAUGCAAUCCCAAGUCUAUUGCAGCAUGCGAUAGUUCUGAAGUAAUGGCCAACAUCUCAAAUACUGUUUUACAUUCGCAUUCUGUCAAAGAAUUUAAAGUGGUUAACCAAAAUUCAGGAAGUAUACUCUCUCCAGAUAUUGGCGGAAAAUGUAGUAUUUUAGUAACGGAGCUCUUUGAUGCUGGAUUGUUUGGAGAACACAUUCUCACAACUCUAUCAUAUGCUUGGAAGAAUUUGCUUUGUGAAAAUGCAAGAGUGUUGCCACAAUCUGCAGAAUUUUUUGUUGUUGGGGUUAAUUGUAAAGAGCUUCUAUCCAAAUACCAAUUGUGCCAUAAUGCAAAGGAGCUCCUUAAAAUUAUGCAGUACAAUAUUCAUGCACACAUGGAAGAGGAAUCCUAUGACUGUGAAGAUAUAAACAGUUUUGAGACAUUAAAAUUUAUUACAGAAGAUACAGCAGUCGUAAAGGUAGAUUUCUGUGACAGCAACCAUAUAGAAGAUAAAUUGCACAAUACAGAGCCGUAUAUUACACAUCUGACUGUUACACAAGAUGGUGAAUUAACUAAUUUUAUUGGUUGGUUUAAUUUAAACCUUAGUUCCACUUGCAGGCUCACUACCAAUCCUCGAUGUUGCACCAAAGCUAAUGCAUGGCAACAGGCAGUAUUUUUUGACACUAUAUCUAGACCAGUGAAAGAAGGAGAGAAACUUGUGUGCAAGUUCUCUUUACAGUCUGGAAAAAUAUCUUUGUUAUCUGAUUCAAAUAUGGAUAUCAUAAGAGUUUCUACAGACAUGUUAAGGUUCUUAAAUGACAUGGAGUAUGUAAAGAAAAUAAUGGACUGUCUAGGUCUUGCUUGCGUUUACUUAGGGCAACUAGCGGAAAUGUCAGAUAUUACUAUAGUUGACAUGUGUCCCUUUCCGAUAUUUGGUCUGCAAAUGCUCAAAAGGGGAAUUAAAUCUAUAGUGUGUUGUCCCAAAAUGGAGAUGGACAAAACUUUUAUGCACACAGUGUUUUUGGCAAACAAUAUAGAUUCAUCCAAAAUCACAUACUUAAUGGAAGAAGAUUGGAGUAAAGAAAAUUUUGGGGAUGAAAAGUAUCACGCAAUUUUUUGCAACAUAUUGGAAUUAGCAGGAGAUAUUGCUAUACAUUAUAAGGAAAUGGGUCUUAAUCUUAAACAAACGAGUCUGCAUUCUGGGGGUCUCUUUUUACCUACUAAAACUUCUAUCAUCGCUCAGAUAGCUAAAUGUAAUUACCUGGAUACUAAUAACAGAUUAGAUGACAAAAAUGUUAGCAACUAUAAGAUCGCUCGUCACCUAAAUAAAUACCAAGCAUCACAGAACUUUUUCAUCGAUCUAUCUCGCCUAGAGUAUACUCCGCUUUCAGAACCCGUGAAUUUAGGUGAAUGUAUGGAGAUGUUACCGGAAGUUAUAAAUGUACCGAUCACUAAAACAGACGAUGCUAACUGUAUAUUGUGUUGGUAUGAAAUUGAGUUGAUGGAAAAUAUGGCAGAAAUAUCUACUAAAAGGCCAUGUAGCUUUAUAGAUGCGACAAUAUUUUUAGCUGACCCUCAUAUAUUUAUGAAGCAAGGUCGUACUGCAAAUAUCUUGCAUUGUGUAGACUCUGAUGGGUCAUUUAAAUUAAUGCUAGAUGUAGAAGCUAUGUGA